Messenger RNA from Paramecium tetraurelia, 393 nucleotides. RefSeq lists its product as uncharacterized. The transcript has a single exon. The record is from RefSeq and is a predicted model, not a curated record. Lineage: Eukaryota; Ciliophora; Oligohymenophorea; Peniculida; Parameciidae.
AUGGGAUCGUGCUGUAUGAAUAAAAUAGAUAUGGAGACACUCAAUACUAAUUUAUCAAGUGAAGUAUCAAAGAAAAUAGUAAUUAACAGCCCAAUAGUGAAAAAUAUUAUUGGAAAAUAAUUAGAAAUAAUAGAAAUUCCAUCAUAUACUGUACUAGAUAGUGUUUUUGAAUACGAAGUGCUUGACAAUAAUGAAAGUGAAGAUUCUCAGUCAACGGAGAAAAAAAGAUCGAGAAAUGGAAAAGGAAUUUUGAAAUAAGUAACAGCGAAAUCUCAUGGGUCAGGUGGUAGUUCAGCAAGCAGCUCAAAAAAGGUCUCAUUUUGCAGGACUACAACCUUCUUUGAGAAAAAAUCAAGGAAAGGACUCAUGCUAUAAUCAUAAACUUUAUCUUGA